AUGUCCCCAACUGGAGGUGGGCCUUCAUCUUUAUCCAGAUUCCAAAUCUCAGGAAGGAAAGCUAUGAUGAUGGCGAAGAUGAUCAAGAUGAGGACCGUCGGCGAGCUUUCCACGGGCGAGGUUUCACGCACAGACAAUAGCGUGCCCGGGUGA
Messenger RNA from Symbiodinium sp. CCMP2456, 153 nucleotides. The record is from the annotation of a GenBank genome assembly. NCBI's taxonomy places the organism in Eukaryota, Dinophyceae, Suessiales, Symbiodiniaceae.